This is a messenger RNA of Pistacia vera, 1023 nucleotides long. RefSeq lists its product as uncharacterized. The record is from RefSeq and is a predicted model, not a curated record. Lineage: Eukaryota; Viridiplantae; Streptophyta; Magnoliopsida; Sapindales; Anacardiaceae. Bases 1 to 1023 code for a protein of 340 amino acids. The transcript has 2 exons.
AUGGAAGAGGAGAUGUUGGCUCUAGAACAUAAUGAUACAUGGGUUCUAAUGGAGUUGCCUGAAAAUAAAAGGCUAUUGGGUGGAAAUGGGUUUUCACAGCGAAGUGAUGAUGUUGGCAUUCAGAGUUUGAAAAACUUUUUGGCUUCCAAAUUUCACACAAAAGAUUUGGGCACUUUAAGGUAUUUUCUGGGAGUCGAGGUUUCUCGGAGUAAGAAAGGGAUUUUUCUCUCUCAACGCAAGUAUGUGUUGACCGAAAUGAGUCUAAGUGAGGCUAAACCUUGUGACACUUCUAUGGUUCCUAAUGUGAGAUUGAAUGCUGAGGAUGAAGAGAUGUUUGGUGAUCCAGAGAGAUACAGACGGAUAGUUGGAAAGUUAAACUACCUUACAAUAGCCCGUCCAGAUAUUGCAGUUUCAGUGAGUGUGGUGAGUCAAUUUAUGUCAUCUCUUAGGACAUCUUAUUGGGAUGCGGUCUUCCAUAUUUUGAAGUAUCUAAAAGAAGCCCCUGGACGUGGAAUUCUUUACAGUGAUCAUGGUCAUAAUAAGGUAGAAGGUUUUUCAUAUGCGGAUUGGGCAGGAUCCUCUGUGGAUAGACAGUCUGUGACUAGGUUUUGUGUUUUUGUUGGAGGAAAUCUUAUUUCUUGGAAAAGUAAUAAGCAACCGGUUGUAGCUAGGUCAAGCGCAGAGUCUGAGUAUCGAGUUAUGGCACAAGUUACGUGUGAGCUUAUAUGGACAAGACAUCUUCUUAGAGAAAUUGGGUUUGGUGACCCAAGGACUAUGGACUUGUGGUCUGACAACCAAGUAGCCAUACAUAUAGCAAACAAUCCAGUCUUUCACGAGAGGACUAAGCAUAUAGUAGUGAAUUGUCACUUUGUACGAGAGAAACUUGAACAAAAGCUAAUUGCUACUAAUCAUGUUAGACCAGGGGAACAACUAGUUGGCAUCUUCACGAAGUCUCUCGUUGGUAAAAGGGUAACCUAUAUUUGUAACAAGUUGGGUAUGAUAGAUAUAUACGCUCCAGCUUGA